Molecule: messenger RNA, 255 nt
Organism: Strongylus vulgaris
Lineage: Eukaryota; Metazoa; Nematoda; Chromadorea; Rhabditida; Strongylidae
Source: the annotation of a GenBank genome assembly
AUGAGGGACUCAUCAUACAUGGUCAUGUCCAAACAUAUAACCGCAAUUCGGUGCAACUCAUUUGGUGAUUGCCACUUUGACGAUAAGCUUAACAGCAAGGCUCUCUACGAUUGUUUCUGCGCAUUACCGAUACGAAUGUGUGUUCGGAUUGAUCCAUCCGAAGGGAAUUUUACUGAUCUUUGUAGUAAACCAGCUGCACAACGGAUUGUCAAAUUCUGGGAGAUUCUGCCAAGCACAACAUUAUCUCCUGUAUAA